AUGCAAGUCGGGCUUCUGGUAUUUAUCCCAUGUUUCGCUGGCCUAAUCAUGGCCCUAAUAGCGCUACGUGGAUGUUAUAAAAUUCCAGCAAUGCGCUCGUCUUUCGGCUAUUUGACGCGAUAUGAAAUGUACCUGAGGAUUACGGCGUGUUCGAAUAGCGGCUCUUUUUAUCUCUUUGGUGUUUUGUUGUGAGCCCGGCCUUUCUUAAGCCCAAAAAAGCCUAUUUUUCAGUGACAUCAAGCUCCUUCUCAAUAAUUCCGAAAUCUUCGGUUUGAUAUCUACAACCCUUGUUCCAAUCGUAAUCUCAGUGCACUUUGUGAUGUCUAUCAAUCGAUUUCUGGCUAUUGUCACGCCAUUUUACUACAAUACAAUUUUCAGCUUGAAAUAUCGCAGAAUCUACGUUUCACUGUGCUUUUUUGUUCCGAUUGUUUAUACACCGGUUUUUACGUGGUAUUGUGAGUUUUGCAGUUGGAGUUAGGUUAAAUAGAAGUUUAAUUACUUUAACGAUGACGUUAUUAACGUUAAAUUUAACUAUACUUACAUUAACAUUAAUUUAAAUUGAAUUUUACUCACUUUAAGUUUAGCUUAACUAACUUUCAAUUCAAUUUUACUCAUUCUAACUUUACUUAACAUAACUUGACCCCUCCUUACCUUACUUUAACCUUAAAUUCCAGACAACUGCGGUUAUAAGUUCUACCAUUAUGGUUGGGUAUUCUCUUUCAUUAUCUCCGAAACUUGCGGAAAUAAAUUCGAAGUUUUACUGCGAACUGUACAAAGUGUGCUAUUUUUAAAUACAACUUGUUUUCUCGAUUUUUCCACACUAAUUUUGCUGGUUUGCUUUCGGGUGAGUGAGAAAGGGGCUUCAGGGGGCCUUUAGGGCUUUUUAAGGCUUUAGAAAGCUGCUAACGGGAUCCUAAAGCCAUUUAAACCCUCCUAAAGCCCUGUCAAGCCUUUUGAAGCUUUCUGAAGCCCUUAGAAGCAUUCUAAAGCCUUUUGGAGCUUCAUAAAGCCUCCCAAAGUCUUGUAAAGCCCUCUAAAGCCCUUUGAAGUCUUCUAAAGCAACCUAAAGCCCUCCAAAGGCUAUUAAAUCCUUUUGAAGCCCUCAAACGCCCUUAUAAAGCCUUUAGGAGCUUUAUAAAGCCUUCUCAAGUCUCAUGAAGCCCUCCAAAGCCCAUUAAAACCUUUUAAAGCCCUCUAAAGCUCUGUCAAGGCUUUCGGAGCUUUAUACAGCCUUCUCAAGUCUUCCGGAGCCUUUCAAAACCCCCUAACUUUCCAGAAACGCGUGCUCAAAACCAAAAGUCCCGAAAUCCGCAAGCGCGAACUCAAUUUCGCCCAACAAGUCCUCAUCCAAGGCUUCAUCUCCCUACUCUUCCUUCUCGUCUACAGUCUCGGCUAUCAAUGGCUACCGGGAAGUAUCGGAGAAAAUUGGAAGAUCUUCUGGACUUCGUCGUUUUUCGCCAACUCACUUCACAUUUUUACCAUCGGGACGAUUUUCGUGUUCAAUGCCGAAUUCUCGAAGUGGUUGCGAUGUGGCAAUUUGCUUCCGGCUAGAUCUGUUAGUGUUGUGAACCCGGUUGUUUAG
Caenorhabditis angaria is the source of this 1582-nucleotide messenger RNA. The record is from the annotation of a GenBank genome assembly. NCBI's taxonomy places the organism in Eukaryota, Metazoa, Nematoda, Chromadorea, Rhabditida, Rhabditidae.